Messenger RNA from Trichoderma citrinoviride, 1647 nucleotides. RefSeq names its product MFS general substrate transporter. Gene Ontology annotation, biological process: transmembrane transport. The coding region runs from base 1 to 1647 and encodes 548 amino acids. The record is from RefSeq and is a predicted model, not a curated record. The transcript is spliced from 4 exons. NCBI's taxonomy places the organism in Eukaryota, Fungi, Ascomycota, Sordariomycetes, Hypocreales, Hypocreaceae. Gene Ontology annotation, molecular function: transmembrane transporter activity. Gene Ontology annotation, cellular component: membrane.
AUGUUGGGAAAGGACGAGAAGCCUGUCCAGGGUGCCGCCGUCCUCGUCACUGACAUGGACGAUGAGCUUUCUCAGGGUAUCGACGAGAUUGAUGUUGAGAAGCUCGGAAGACAGCGUCCUGCAGCUUUCUCUUCUACCUUCAAAGAGGUUGCCUUUGUCAUCUGCGUCCUGGGCUCCCUUUCCAUGGCGGACUUCAUCAUUAGCGGUUUCCAAGUCGUUUUACCCAAUCUGAUCGAGCCACUGGACAUCCCCCCUGAGGCGCAAACAUGGCCCUCAAGCGUCCUGACGUUGGUUGCCGGCGCAUUCCUGUUUCCUCUUGGGCGCCUGGCAGACAUGUACGGCGGCUACCUUCUCUUUAACGGAGGCGUGGUGUGGUGCUCGGUGUGGUCCAUCAUUGGUGGCUUCACUCGCAACUUCAUCAUGCUUGUCAUCUGCCGUGCCAUGCUGGGCCUCGGGGCUGCGGCGUUCCUCCCUGCCGGCAUUUCUUUGCUGGGCCGGAUCUACAGACCGGGUCCGAGGAAGAACAUCGUCUUUAGUCUUUAUGGCGCGCUUGCACCGCUGGGCUUCUUUGCUGGCAUCAUUGUCGGCGGCAUGGCUCAGGACCUGCUGUCCUGGCGGUGGUUUUUCUGGCUUGGUGGCAUUAUCUCUGCCGUCUUUGCUGUCGGGACCAUUCUGACUGCCCCCCGUGACUAUGAAGAGGCACGCAAGAUGAACGUCAAGAUGGACUGGUGGGGAGUUUUCACGACUGUGCCUGGUCUGAUGUUGCUGAUUUACGCGUUGACCGACAGCGCCAACGCUCCCCAUGGAUGGGCAUCACCCCGGAUUCUGGUGACCCUUAUUCUCGGCCUCAUUUUCCUCGGUGCCGCUGUGUAUGUCGAAGGCUGGGUCGCGGAGGCACCGCUUAUUCCGGCCGACAUCUUCCGCGUCAAGUGCAUGAAGAGAAUGCUCCUGUGUCUAUUCAUUACAUGGGGAGUCUUUAACAUCUAUCUCUUUUAUGCCAACUUCUACAUCGAGACCAUCUUGGACAAGUCGCCCCUGCUGACUGCGACCUACUUUGCCCCAUGGGCUGCGGGCGGUCUUGUAUUAGCUACGACAAGUGGCCUCAUCCUGCACCUCCUCUCUGGCAAGGUGCUCAUUGUUGCCUCCGGCGUCUCCAAGAUUAUUGCCGUGCUCAUGUUCGCCAUCAUGCCCGACAACCCAAACUACUGGGCAUGGAUCUUUCCCGCCAUGCUCUGCGAGGCCGCUUGCGUCGACGUCUUGUGGACGGUGAGCAACGUCUUCCUGACGACCAGCCUGCCAAAGAACCGCCAAGGGCUUGCCGGUGCGCUCAUUAGCGUGAUGCUCUUCCUCGGCGGCGCCUUUUUCCUGGCGAUUGCCGACGUGGCGAAGCAGCAGUUUGUGCUCAACGGCAUGGACCUCAAGCAUCAGUACAAGAAUGUGUUUUGGAUCGGUGUCGGACUGGCCGGAGUGGCGCUCAUUAUCUGCAUCUUUAUGGACCUGGACAAGGCCGGAGGCGCUCUCACGGUGGAUGAGAAGGCGCUGCGGAAGAUGAGCAACGCGUCGUCGGAAAUGGAGUCUGAUGGGGAGUCUGCGCUGGGAGGCGUUCGGACUCGGGAGCAGGGGCAGGACACCAAGCAUUCUGCUUGA